GAUGAGGAAAAAAGUAUUAUGGGCCAGGAUUCGUCCAUUUUAGUUCAAAAUCUGAGACAAAAUCUAAGGUAUUUCGCACAGACUGGAAGCAGUAGUAAAGAAAAUAACCAAAGCAGUGUAGGCGAUGUAGGAAAUGCCCUUGGACUGCAUGCUGACCUGGGAAAGACGCCUGAAAAAUGUCCAUCAGUAGCUGAAAUUGCGUACGCUGAACUUGCAUCUAAAGUCGACAUGCUCACAUCGAUAUUGCAACCUUUGCAGAGUCUAGCUGUCUUAUCUGAAUCGCCCCUAAAUAUUGAUAGAAUGAACCUCAUGAUGUGCAGUGGUACUGAUAGACUCCAUUUCGACCGAAGUACACAAUCGAGUACGCUGUUCACGCAAUGCGGUGGUUUUUAAUGUGCCAGACAAUUUACCAUUAAAAACUUCGGAAAGUGCUUCUCACUGCAUGCGGUAUGCAAUCUUGUUGGUCCAGCUGCAUCAGACUACGCAAAAAUGUGAUGCGUUACGCGUGUUCUUUAAUUUUCCAGUUUCAAAAUGAACUUAUUGCUAAACAAUUCAUUCAA
Molecule: messenger RNA, 560 nt
Organism: Dicrocoelium dendriticum
Lineage: Eukaryota; Metazoa; Platyhelminthes; Trematoda; Plagiorchiida; Dicrocoeliidae
Source: the annotation of a GenBank genome assembly